UUGACGACAGUGCAAAAGAAUUUGAUAAACGUACGUAAAUCAAUAGAUCGAUAUACCCAUGACCAGAUCAGUGUGAUACGAUACGGUAAAGUGGCUGAUUGCAUUAUUAUUACUGCAUGCACAAGUGCGUCAAGGAUUUGCGACAGUAGCAACGACUUAUUACCCUUUACUGCCACUGGUGUUUUGCAAGGCAUUGUUCCAAACUAACAAGAAUUCAUCUCAUUUCAGGAGGAAUCUAUAUUGUUAUUCAUAUAAUUCUAGUGGAAUUUUAAUUUAUGUAUCAGUUCCAACUUCAUUUCUAAAACGUUGACUCAUUUUUGAAUUGCAAAAAAAUUGAGUUGGUCGAAUUAGAGUAGGAUGCCUCCUCCAUCGCAUAUGGAAGAGGUUAAUCUCAGCGACGAAGACGACACACCUUUAGACCAAGAUGAAGCCAGGAAAGCAUCCCAGCAAAGGGACUGGGAUUUAUUUCAAAUUCUUCCUCCUGAUCAGGACAAUGACUUGGUAGAAGAUCAAAUAUGUUAUCAAGUAAUCGUCAAAACCUUAAAGGUGUUAGCUUACAUAAUCACAUUCCUUGUGGUACUUUGUGGGGCAGUUAUAACCAAAUCCACAUUUUUGUUAAUGACAUCGCAAUUGGAUAAAGAUCGUCAUGUCAGCUACUGCCGCAAAACUAUGCCAGAUCGACAAUUUCUGGCCUAUACCACCAUUGAAGAACGUCUCUCGUGGACUUGGGCUGUGUAUUUUGCAUACAUUUUGCCAGAAGUACAAGCAUUCCUUCGAGGUCUACGAAUUUGGGUUUUCAAGGGUCAGCAAAAGCCAACCAUGAUGGAAUUUAUAGUUCCCUUCAUCUUUGAGACGCUUCACGCCUUGGGCAUGGCGUUGCUAGUAUUUGCUGUCCUCCCAAAAUUAGAUGUUGUAAAAGCCGUCAUGUUAACCAAUGCAGUGUGCCUUGUUCCUGCGAUUCUAGGUUUGUUAUCAAGAGGAUUCGAUAAGUACUGGGUGUAUAAAUGCGUUACUGAUGUCUUUGCUAUCAUAUUCCAACUAACUGCCCUUUUCGUGUGGCCGUGGUUUACUGAGCAACAACCAAGUGAUAGGAUGUGGUUAUUACCAAUUGCUGCAAUUUUAGUAUCAUGCGGCUGGUGGGAGAAUUUUGUUGAAAUAACGUCACCCUUCGAUUUCAUAAGGAGACUUGGCCACCUGAAGAAGCAAUUGAGGUCUACUCGCUACGUUACGUAUACAAUUAUUCCCGUAUGGAAAAUGGCAAUUGUUCUUUUGGGUAUGUUAUCUUGCGUAUGGAUGAACGAGGGAAGUUUCACAGUUGCAUUCGACAAAUUCGGAGCAGCUUUCGAAGACCACAAAGUCAUUGUCGAAGAGAAACGACCGACUAUUGAGGAUUAUCUGAAUACGGACCCAGGAACCGGAAAAGAAUAUUUGACUCCUGGAAAGACGCAGGAAUCAACAGAGUACCGUUCAGUGCAAUAUGCGAUGAUUGCACAAAUGGUAGCUGCUUAUCUCUGUUACAUUUUUGCCAAAUUUACUUGCAAGAUAUGCAUCCAAGCAUUUAGCUUCGCUUUCCCAAUUCUACUAGCAGUUCCAGUAACGAUAAUUACACUGAUAAAUUUAUGUGGAAUGAGAGAGGAGGAAGUAUGUUUUUGGGAUAACGUGAUGCCAGGUUAUUUGUUUUGGACUUGCCCGAAGGGUGAUUUUUGGCAAGAUUUUUUCUUUGGCGAUCAGCACGGAUGGGCAUGGAUGUUGUGGAUUUUAUCACAGACAUGGGUCGUAAUUCAUGUCUGGAAUGCGAAGGGAAUCCGUCUUGCAUCAACCGAGAAGAUGUUCGCCACCCCGAUGUACAAUUCAUUACUGGUGGAUCAGUCUGUGGCGUUGAACAGACGAAGAGACGAAGAUGUGGUAGAAGUUGAUGACGAUGAAAACGAGCCCAAAGAUGCCGGUUUCACAAAGCUGACAACAACUGGAGAUAAGAAAGAUCCUAAUAAAAUACAACCCAAGGACACAAUCCCGAGGAUUUAUGCUUGCGCAACAAUGUGGCAUGAAACCAGAGAAGAAAUGAUAGAAAUGCUAAAAAGUAUAUUUCGAAUGGAUGCUGAUCAGUGUGCCAGACGGGUUGCAUUGAAAUAUUUUGAAUACAGGGAUCCAGCGUAUUACGAAUUUGAAACUCAUAUCUUUUUCGAUGACGCCUUCCAGCUCAGCGACUCUACAGAUUUUUAUUCUCCGAUGGAAAUUAAUCCUUUCGUGAGGAUAUUUGUGGGUACUCUCGAAGAGGCAGCGAGUCACGUACAUCAGGCAUUUGUAAAAUUACGACCACCCAAGAAAAUUCCUACGCCUUACGGAGGACGGCUGGAAUAUAUUCUCCCAGGAAAAACCAAGCUGAUUGUUCAUAUCAAAGAUAAAGCCAAGAUACGCCAUAAAAAGCGUUGGUCUCAAGUCAUGUACAUGUAUUACCUCCUUGGCCACCUGCUCAUGGAACAGCCAAUUUCAACGACAAGAAAGGAAGUGAUUGCAGAGAACACGUUUAUCCUCGCCCUCGACGGUGAUAUUGACUUUCAACCUAACGCUGUCGAACUGCUAGUGGACCUCAUGAAGAAGAAUAAACAUCUUGGCGCAGCUUGUGGGCGAAUUCACCCAAUUGGCAGUGGGCCGAUGGUCUGGUAUCAGAAAUUUGAAUAUGCAGUUGGACAUUGGUUACAAAAGGCCACGGAGCACGUAUUUGGCUGUGUAUUAUGUUCGCCGGGAUGCUUUUCACUCUUUAGAGGAAAAGCUUUGAUGGAUGAUAAUGUAAUGGCCAAAUACACAACAGUCAGCACUGAACCUAGGCAUUACGUGCAAUUCGAUCAGGGGGAAGACAGGUGGUUAUGCACGCUGAUGUUGCAGAGAGGAUAUCGCGUCGAAUAUUGUGCAGCCUCAGAUGCGAAGACCCACGCUCCAGAAGGAUUUGGAGAAUUUUAUAAUCAGCGUCGGAGAUGGGUUCCAUCAACAAUGGCAAAUAUUAUGGAUCUGCUGCUGUCAUAUGAAAAAGUGGUCAAAGUUAACCCCGAUAUCAGCUUCUUAUACAUUUGUUACCAGAUUGUCAUGAUGGUUGGGACAAUACUUGGACCAGGCACGAUUUUCUUGAUGUUGGUGGGAGCAUUUGCAACAGCAUUCAACUUGGGCCAGUGGACGAGCUUUUUGUACAAUUUUAUUCCAAUUCUGACGUUCAUAUUGGUUUGCUUCUUGUGCAAAGCAAACAUUCAGUUAAUGGUCGCCCAAAUAUUAUCCGUCAUUUACGCCCUCGCGAUGGUGGCUGUCGUUGUCGCCAUUGCUUUACAAGUCAAUGACGAUGGUCUUUUUGCUCCUUCGUCAAUUUUCUUGAUUGCAGUGGCCCUCAGUUUUAUAAUCGCUGGGAUAAUACAUCCCUUAGAAUUUGGGUGUUUGCCUCAUGGAUUUCUUUAUUAUAUUACAAUUCCUUCAAUGUACUUACUUCUAAUGAUCUAUUCGUUGUUCAACAUGAACGUCGUGUCUUGGGGUACUCGAGAAGGGGUUAAAGUGAAAAGCAAACAGGAGCUGGAAGCAGAAAAGAAAGAAAUGGAGGAAAUGACAAAGAAGAAAAAGAAGGGUCUCCUCUUCGGCCUGCUUCCUAGUCAAAAAGAUCAGGCAGACAGCGAAGGAUCGUUCGAAUUAUCAUUUGCAGGACUUUUCAAGGUCAUGUGUUGCGUCAAGGAGAAACCAGAUGAAACCAAGGCCCAGUUGAGUAGAAUUGCUGCAGCCCUGGAUAAAGUGUCCACACGUUUGGAUCUCAUGGAAAGGACCCUUGAAAGUAACGGAACUCCAGCACCCAGUCUGAAUUCUGCAAUAGGUCGUCGCCUAUCUAUUGUCAACUCGAGCACUGGACUGCACCCAAUAGGUGAAGGAGACGACGAGGACGAUAAUGCCGACGGAGAUGAGGAUGAGAAUCCAGAGCACAAAAUCCAACGGGACGACCUAAUGAAUCCUUAUUGGAUUGAGGAUAAGGACUUGCGAAAAGCUGAAGUUGACUUUCUAACCCAAAAAGAGAUUACAUUUUGGAAUGAGUUGAUUCUCAAAUAUUUAAAACCGCUUGAUGAAGACAAAAAGAAACAAAAAGAGAUGGCUGGAGCACUAAAAGACCUCAAGAACAACGUCUCAUUUGCUUUUUUGAUGAUCAACGCAGUUUUCGUAAUUUUAGUGUUUUUGCUACAACUGGAGAAAGAAUCUAUUCACAUUAACUGGCCCUUUGGUUCAGACACAAAUGUUUCGUACGUUCCGCAAAGUACAGAGAUACAUGUGAGCAUCGAAUACCUUGAACUGGAACCGAUCGGAUUAGUCUUUGUUGGAUUUUUCGGCAUAAUUUUAGUAACUCAAUUUAUUGGGAUGUGUCUUCAUCGAUUUGGAACGUUAUCUCACAUUCUCGCCGCAACUGAUGUGGCAUGGUGUACAAGAGAUACUAAAACUAUAACCAAAGAAGCAGCUCUGCAAAAACAUGGCGUGGGUCUUAUCCGACGGCUUCAGCAUGCAAACUCUCCUCAAGAUGAGGAUGACAUAGCUGAAAGAAAACAGUCCAUGACAGACUUGGCUGGAAGGCGUAAAACCAUAGCCAAUUUGGAAAAACAGAGGUUUAAAAAGAAGGAAGUGGACAACCUUGAAAUGAACUUUAAGAGAAAUUUCAGAAGCUUUGCCAUCACUGCUGAUAGGAGAAACUCGAAAGCAUUUAGCGAUGACAAGGCCCAAGCAACGUUUGCGCUUUUGAAGGAACGACGAAGUACAGUUCUUCACCGACGAAGCUCUGUAAUUGACAGAAGAAGGUCUCUUUUUGAAGACGCAACAGCGUCGGAGCUGAGCAGGGCCAACAGCAUCACACCAUCAAAUAACUCAUCAGUCGGAAAUGAGAAUCGGAGGUUCAAGAGAAAUCUUGGGAGAACACGAAGUGCUUCAUUUAAGGGCAAUCAACCCGAAGAAAUCGAAAUGACUGACACUUAUACAUGAUUAUAUUUAAUUAGCAAUUUUUAUUUACUAAUUAAUUAAAUCCCAGGUGUAUGUAUAUAUACAUGUAUAAAUAUAAAAACAGUAUACACUCAUA
Messenger RNA from Folsomia candida, 5086 nucleotides. Its product is annotated as chitin synthase chs-2. Gene Ontology annotation, molecular function: chitin synthase activity. Lineage: Eukaryota; Metazoa; Arthropoda; Collembola; Entomobryomorpha; Isotomidae. Gene Ontology annotation, cellular component: cell periphery; cell septum. The transcript has 45 exons. Bases 358 to 4992 code for a protein of 1544 amino acids. The record is from RefSeq and is a predicted model, not a curated record.